Meleagris gallopavo (turkey) is the source of this 2155-nucleotide messenger RNA. The record is from RefSeq and is a predicted model, not a curated record. NCBI's taxonomy places the organism in Eukaryota, Metazoa, Chordata, Aves, Galliformes, Phasianidae.
CAUGAUGACAGUUCCCUUGAGAGGCAGCCAGCUUCUGCAGGAAACUUGUUCCAGCACGGAGUGCUGCAGAUACCUGAAAUCUGAAAAGAGAAGGAAAAAGGCCAAUUUCUCAAUGUCUAGCCAAGUUUGUUUAUGAGAUUGGAAAUAACUGUGAUCUCAAGCAUCCGUCUGCAUGCAGAGGGUUUUCACAGCAGAUAUUCAGCUUCGGUAAACGGAUUUGUGGAUUUGCAUGGGGUAAAAAUGGAGGCAGAAAUAAAACUUCUGAAACUGAGCCUCAGUCCAGAAGUGAUGGCUUCCCAGCUGCAUGCAAAUGCUUUCAAUAUCUCCGCAGUAGAGAACAGGAGUCUGUGUAUAAAUGGCACACCGUGGAUUUGGCAUCUUCUAGAAGAAUGUGUCGAGAAUGCGUGGGAGUACUGCAGCGUUGUCAUAGGACUGAUUUCCAUUGUCUGCUUUCUGUUUGCUGCACUACCCCAAAUUCAUGUCGCCUGUCGGGAUGGAAAGGUGGACCAAGCGCUGUCGUUGGGCUUUCUGCUGUGUUGGGUGGCUGGAGAUCUCACAAAUCUGAUAGGCUGCUAUUUAACAAAUCAACUGCCAAUUCAGACUGUCACUGCCAUCUCCUACGUUAACAUGGAUAUCAUUUUGAUUUCACAGUUUGCCUAUUGCAAGCUCAAGAAUCAGAAGAUGAUGAAAGGCAGCAAAAGGCUGAAGAAUUUCUGUAUAACCUGGAUCUUGAUAUGCGUAACCCUGUGUAUUGUUUUACCCUGCCAGCUGUUAAUCAGAAAGCAAGACCAGAGUUCAGCAAUGGAAAGAAGUAAUAACUCUCCUGAUAUGAUUGAAAUGUCAGGCUUCGUUUGUGGCUAUAUAUCUUGUGUGUUUUACUUGGGAAGUAGAUUUCCUCAGCUGUAUAAAAAUUUUCAGAGAAAGUCAACAGAAGGCACCUCUUACCUGCUGUUUGCAUUGGCCAUGCUGGGAAACUGCACGUAUGGCCUCAGCCUUGUCCUAAAGAUGCCUGCUGCGGAAUCUGUCCGGGCCCUCUACUUUUUACACCAUCUUCCGUGGCUCCUCGGGAGCUUUGGAGUUUUGCUCCUGGAUGUUUUUGUGACUGUGCAGUUCGUUCUGUAUGGUCAGCACAAGGAGAGAUCACAUGCCUUGGUGGCACUGGAAGUGGAGCCACUGCUUGUGGGUGAGGAGGAUGCAUAGUGCUGUGCUCACGCCUGGGGACUUCGAUGGGUCAGACUGCAGGAGCUUUGCAACCACACUUAUUUUUGGUAUUCAUUUAUUUGUCAUUAAUUUGUCACUGCUUGUUUAAUGUUUUCAUCUUCACAUCAUUCGCAAAUAUUUGUUCUGUUGCUUCAGAAGUGUAUUAAGUCUUUGUUUUCCUGAAUGUUUGCCUUUCUCACUGUUUCUCCCUGUGAUGGGAAUCGCAGCAGUGGGUGCUUUGGGAGUAUUUAUUUGACACGAUGAUGCCAAGCAUAUCACAAGGUGACGAUUUUCAUCUAAAAAUAUACAUCUUGAUAACAGUAAUAUGGCUGUUUUAAAACUGUGGAUGAUGAAUUUACGUCCUGUGCCUUGAACUCAGCGUGGAGUUCUGUACUGCUCAGUCUGCUCACAUUGUAUGGAAGAAAACUGGCCUUUAAUUAAGAACCAUCGGUGCAGAGGAUCCAUUGCUGAUGUAAAAGCAGAAUUGUGGUGUGAGUUCUUGAGAUCACAGAAUCCCAGAAUGGCCUGGGUUGCAAAGGCCCACGGUGCUCAUCCAGUUCCAACCCCCUGCUGUGUGCAGGUCACCAACCAGCAGCCCAGGCUCAGUUUAAAACCAUUCCCCCUUGUUCUGUCACUAUCCAACUGAUACUUGGGUCCCCAUGAGUAUCACUCUGCAUUUUAUUGUUUUAAUUAAAACUCUAUAUACCAAUGCCUUUGCCUUCUGUGGAAUAUAAUUACUGCACGUUGUCAUACGCUGCAGAUGAUGGUUUCCUAGGACUUGCAUUUCUUUACUGCUGGGUUGGGUAAAUACUACAGAGGGGAAAAACAACACCACAACAUAAGGAGACUGUAACUUGUCAUUGCUUAUUGAGCACGAGGAAUUUUGUCAGUGCUGUGUUGUGUUUAAUGAAAUCCUUAAUAAGAUUCCAGAGAAUAAAUUCAAGUUAAUAUUUCA